Triticum urartu is the source of this 1409-nucleotide messenger RNA. Its product is annotated as RPM1-interacting protein 4. The record is from RefSeq and is a predicted model, not a curated record. Gene Ontology annotation, cellular component: plasma membrane. NCBI's taxonomy places the organism in Eukaryota, Viridiplantae, Streptophyta, Magnoliopsida, Poales, Poaceae.
UAGGUAUAGUAGGAACUAGGAACAGGGGGAGGCCCGCCGUAGGAGCCGUGCAGGACGGAGCCACCACCACAACCUCUACUCGACUCCGGCUCCACCGCAUCACCCAUCAUCCACCAGUCCACCACCGCAUCCGGCAGCGGCGCGCGGCGGCGGGGAAGCCGGGGGAGGUAGGCGGGCAGGCAAGCGACAGGAAGCAGCAGCAGCAGCAGCAAGAAGAAGAAGGAUCCGACGCCAUAAUGGUCAAACAACCACGACUCUUCUCCCCUCCUCUCCUCUCCCAGCUACUCCCUUUUCUCCCUCGCCUAGUCUCGCUAGUCCGGUCCUCCUCCUCCUCCUACCCCCUCCCCUGCUGCCGCCCUCCUAUUGGCCCUCCCGAUUUCCUCCUCCUCAUCCCUUGAACGACGCGGCGGUUGCUUCUUCUCUGAAUCCCAUCCAUCCAUCCAUCCAGGAGGCCGGCAGGGGCGAGCGCACCGACGCGUGACGGACUCGCCGCCGACGCCCUUCUCCGGCGGAAAUGGCCCAACAUCAAGGAGUUCCUAAAUUUGGGAACUGGGAGGACGAAGGCCAAGGCUACACGCAGUACUUCGAAAACGCCCGCAUGGGCAAAUCUCCGGGGAGGCCUGUCAACCAAAACGAUCGCAAUGAAGGCGCUGCACAGGCACCCUCGAACGACCCACCUUCGGUCAAGGCCUCCCCCUUGAGGCCGGGGUCCGAGCCGGGGCUGCGGAAGAACAGGGACGAAAGGCGUGCCACCCGAGAAGACGACCUCCAUCGCCACGAGGCCGCUGCCCGGAAAACGCAUGCCGAGUCACCUAACCACAGAUAUGGUGACCAGACCAACUACGACGGCGCUGCGAGGAAAGCAAGCAAUGAGAGGUCACCCAUCCAUCCUCGGCAGCAGGCAAGGCUUGCAAACAAAGGUGGGGUUUCAUCUCCUAUUGCGGAUCGUAGGGGUUCUGCUCCCACCACACCUGGAAGGUCCAAGAUGAGGCCAACCGGGCGCGGCGAUGAAACGCCCGAGAGAGGAUCAGCUGUGCCAAAGUUUGGAGACUGGGAUGAGAAAGAUCCUUCGACCGGUGAAGGUUUCACUGACAUAUUUGAGAAGGUGAGGGAGGAGAAGCAGUCCGGUGCGGAUACUGUCGGCACCAGCCAUGCAUACAAGGACCGCUACAACCAAGGGGACAGAUAUGAAUCUUCGGGCUGCUCAUGCUUCAGCUGGUUCAAGAAGUGACACCCACCCUGUCUGUAACAUACCUGUGGCGAUUGUAUCGUUGUGAAAUGAGUAGCCAAAUCUGUUAUUUUGUUGAGAUGUUAUGUUAUAGCGAGACAUGUAUCGGAGCAUGACUUAUUCGCAAGGCUGUGAUUCAGCAUUUUUUUGAGCAUUUGUAAUCAGUGGUUGGUUUCCUGAA